AUGACAUUGUUCCUAUCUCUUCUGCUGGUGAAUCUUAUGCUGCCGCUACUACUAACUGCCGCCAUUACUAUUGCUGAUACUACUACUGCUGCCGCCACUACUGCUGUCACCGCAACUACUACUGUCGCCGCAAGUACUACUGUCGCCGCAAGUACUACUGUCGCCGCCACUACUACUGUCGCUGCAACUACUACUGUCGCUGCAACUACUACUGUCGCCGCCACUACUACUGUCGCCGCCACUACUACUGUUGCCGCCACUAUUACUGCUGCCGCCACUACCAUUGCUGCUAGCAUUACUACUGCUGCAGUAACUACUACUGUUGCAGCCACUACUACUGCUGCCACUGUUAACGAAGAUCCGAAGCCAGGGCCAUCAAAUGAAAAUAAGGAUAACCAGCUAACACAAAGACAGAAUAUCCUAGUGUCAAUAGAUAAAAACAACACACGUGAGGACGAUGAGGAUUCAGAAGACGAAGCAAUUUCAAUGGACCAACUGGACGAGCAAAGAUGUGGUGAAAAAGCAGAUGUCAUGCGAAAAGAGAUAAAUGCAAGUGAUACUGUUUUACCAAACUAUCUUAUGAAACAGAUAUGUUCUGUACAGUCAUAUGUUGUUAUUGAAUCAAUUUAUGGGGGACUGUACAGCAUAUGCUUCACUUGCCAUUAUCAGCAUGGUCUGGAAGUCCCCAUGGGAAAGCAUACUUUCGUCAACACCCAUUACCAAAAAGCGUUCUCCUGUUGUGAAGAAAAUGACCUAUUUUGCGCAUUAUGCAAGAGAAACCUCUUCGUUAACAUGCCCAUAGAGGUUUGCAUAGUGUGCAAUAAACCUGAAGCUCAACAAAUAUCCAGCCACCUGUUGGAGAAAAAAAACUUUGAGAAGCCUUGA
Ceutorhynchus assimilis (cabbage seed weevil) is the source of this 885-nucleotide messenger RNA. NCBI's taxonomy places the organism in Eukaryota, Metazoa, Arthropoda, Insecta, Coleoptera, Curculionidae. The record is from the annotation of a GenBank genome assembly.